ACUUUUUUCUCUCUCACUCCCUCUCUCUUACUCUUGCUUCUUAACUUCGCUCUUCAACUCAGCUACCUUUAUGACCAACACCUACACUUCACUAACCAACCAGAUUUUAGCUAAACUUCGUCCUUCACUAGACCUAUUGAUUAGUGUGAAGCGAAGUAUUAUUCUACCAACCAAACUUUAGCAUAGAAAAGAAGAUAGCUUAACUAAGCACACACACUAAUUCUCUCACUAACUAGGCUAAUCUAUCAGUCUGCAUUUGACUAGUUAGUUAGUUAGUUCUUGUUCUACUUUUAUUUAACGACUUAAACCAGCUGAAAGUUGACGCCUCGGUGUUUGUUAUAUACACUUUUUCACCAAAGCGACCAAGUUGGACACUUAUUUGAAGAGAAAUAUGUCGCAAUUUCAGCCCAUUUCACUUAGUCAAUCGGUUCAAAUGCCAUCUCAACAGUCAGUGCAGCCACAACAAAUGCUUCAACAGAAUCCCUGUCAAUACCAGCUGGAACCGUGUGAUAUCAAACCCCAAUUCUCGUUAAUUCCAAAUGUUUCACAGAAUUUAACUAACAAUAUGAAUGUUUCACAAGGAGGAAUAGUCAGUGGGAUUAAUAAUGUCACCACGGGACAAUUUGCUACAGCAAUGAGUCAUGCUGAUGUCGCUUCACUAUUGAUGAAUCCUAGUAAACGAGCAGAAACUUUUGUUAUUGAUGAGGUGAGAGUUAUGCUGAAAGAAAUUGAAGCUCGAAAGCAUAUCCUGUUGUCAUUGUCACCGUCGACCAACCGUUUGAAACGUCGAGCUUGGGAAGAAGUUGCUGUCUGCAUGGCAAAUCGAUGGCCUCAUGCUCCUAGGAGAACAGCUGAUCAGGUGAAGAAGAAGUGGGAGAAUCUUGUUUCUAAGACUAAGCGUAAAGUACGUGCUGGUCAUGUUACACCAGAAUUAGACUGGAAUGAAACAAAUGCAGCUGUAAUGCAGUUUCUCACUCAACACAGUCCACCUAUACGCCUACGCUAUUCGACUUCAACAACGCCUUCUCUGCUUGGUCUUGGAGACAUACAGUCAUCAUCGGCAUCAACUGCUUCAACAGCUAUUUCAUCAAUUAGCUGUUCAAAUUCAUUUAAUCCAUCGAAUUCAAAUAUUUAUGGACUACCGAACAAUUCCUUCUUAGAUCCAUACAAUAAUAACAAUGCACAUUCUUUAAUUUUCUCAAAUAACCAACAAUCAUCUCUCUCGUUGUCGACUGCCAAGUCGCCUUUCCUUAACUCCAGUCUACAUCAAGAAAAUAAAGUCAGCAAUAAUAACAAUAAGAACAGUAAUGCACAGCAGUCAUUUGGAAAUCAUGAAUCGAAUGAUUUAAACUCAUUUGGAGUCGAUAAACAACACUUGAAUUCAUCAACAGAAGAAAAUGAUGUCGAUAUGACUACAGGAAAUAAUCAAACUGGUGCUGGAGAUACAACUGAUGAAGUCGGUAAUAUUACUGGAUCAGUGCAUGAAUCAUUUCUAUCCUCAUUUUCUCCAUUCAAUCAAUCAUUGAUUAAUUUCGGUCUACCGUCGAAUACUGAAUCCUUGUAUACAACAUUUAGUCGUGAUAUACAAAAGGAAUUGUAUUCACAAUUGAAACAGGAGCAUGAAAUACGUAUGGAUAUAUUACGCUUACAAAAACAGACUUGGUUGUUACAAAUGAAUCUGUUCAAGAAAAUGAAGGUGGAACAAAUAUCUAGCCUAUUCUCUUCACCAUGUCUUGCUAAUACGAGUAAUACUAAUUCUUCGAAUACUACUACUUCUAAUAGUAACAGUAUUAGUGGUAGUAAUAAUAAUAAUAGUGAUACUAAUACUACAACCAUUGUUCCUGCUAGCACAACAAUGACUGCUACUGCUGCCACUGCUACUACUAACACUCCUGUUUCUGCCUCUUUAUCAACCACAAUGAGUGGAGUAAACGGAACAAUCUGUACGGUGAUAUCCACACCUGCUACCACCGCCAUAACAUCAUCAACAAGUACGUCUACUUUGCUGUCAACUGCCAACGCUUCAUCACUAUUGAAUGUAAAGAUUGAGUCAGAGUCUAUUACACCGAAUCAUUCUUUAUCACCAAUGUUUCCUCACGAUGGUCACACUCACCGGAGUGAUCUACUGACUAACAGCAACAACAAUAACUGUGGUAGACUAAACAUAGGAAAAUAAACAAAACGAUCACUAUUUCAGCGAGCUGUUGAUCAGCUAAGAAGUUCUUGAAAGAAAUUCUUCGAUCAACUAUAUCUGUUCCGAGCUCAUCUUAUUUUUGUACCGUGUUCAACAAACAAACAAACACACACAUACAUACAAACAUAAUUGUUGUACAACAAUCAACGUUCUGAUUUGAUAAUUAAUCAUUAUGAAGUUUUACUUUCGUUUUUGCAAGAAAAGCCUUUCCCCA
Heterobilharzia americana is the source of this 2408-nucleotide messenger RNA. Lineage: Eukaryota; Metazoa; Platyhelminthes; Trematoda; Strigeidida; Schistosomatidae. The record is from the annotation of a GenBank genome assembly.